This is a messenger RNA of Pogoniulus pusillus (Red-fronted tinkerbird), 5510 nucleotides long. RefSeq names its product isoleucyl-tRNA synthetase 1 (gene IARS1). The record is from RefSeq and is a predicted model, not a curated record. Gene Ontology annotation, molecular function: ATP binding; isoleucine-tRNA ligase activity; tRNA binding. NCBI's taxonomy places the organism in Eukaryota, Metazoa, Chordata, Aves, Piciformes, Lybiidae. Gene Ontology annotation, biological process: isoleucyl-tRNA aminoacylation. Bases 180 to 3977 code for a protein of 1265 amino acids. The transcript is spliced from 35 exons.
CGCGCCGGUUGGCCGCGGCUGCCGGGUGUGCUUCCUGUCAUGCUUUCCCGGGCGCGGUUGCAUCAUUGCCGAGCGGGCGGUGCUGAGAUAAGAAGCCCAGAAUAAGUUUGAGACUGCUGUAGUGUAAUCAACAAAGUUCGACACCCUUCCUAUUGGAUGUUACUAUCUUCUUAAAAAAAAUGGUUCAACAAGUUCCAGAAAACAUAAGUUUUCCUAAUGAAGAAGAGAAGAUAUUGGAGCUCUGGAAAAACCUGAAUUGUUUCCAGGAGUGCCUAAAACAAUCAAAGAAUAGACCUAGGUUUAACUUCUAUGAUGGCCCUCCAUUUGCUACUGGCCUUCCACACUAUGGCCAUAUUCUUGCAGGAACCAUUAAAGACAUAGUAACUAGAUUUGCUCAUCAGAGUGGUUUUCAUGUUGACAGAAGAUUUGGCUGGGAUUGUCAUGGCUUACCUGUGGAAUAUGAGAUUGACAAGACCUUGGGCAUUAAAGGGCCGGAGGACGUGGCAAAGAUGGGGAUUAAAGAAUACAACAACCAGUGCAGAGGAAUUGUAAUGAGAUACUCAAAGGAAUGGGAGUUCAAUGUCACAAGAUUGGGACGGUGGAUUGAUUUUAAAAAUGACUAUAAAACUCUCUAUCCUGAAUUCAUGGAGUCUGUCUGGUGGGUUUUCAAACAACUAUAUGACAAAGGGCUGGUGUAUAGAGGUGUUAAGGUCAUGCCUUUUUCAACUGCAUGCAACACUCCACUGUCAAACUUUGAGUCUCAUCAGAAUUACAAGGAUGUUCAAGAUCCGUCAGUGACAGUGAGCUUUCCACUGGAUGAAGAUGCAAGUGUUUCUCUUGUUGCUUGGACCACGACUCCUUGGACCUUGCCCAGUAAUCUGGCCCUUUGUGUUAAUCCAGAGUUGCAAUAUGUAAAAUUGAGAGAUAGUGCCACAGGACAGAUUUACAUUUUGAUGGAAUCCAGGCUGGUAGCACUGUACAAAACUGAAAGUGAAUAUGAAAUACUUGACAGGUUUCCUGGCAUUGCUCUUAAAGGCAAGAAAUAUAAACCACUCUUUGACUAUUUUAUUCAGAGCAAAGAUAAAGGUGCCUUUUCUGUGGUAGUAGACAGUUACGUGAAGGAGGAAGAGGGCACAGGCGUUGUACAUCAGGCUCCCUAUUUUGGUGCUGAUGAUUACAGAGUCUGCAUGGAUUUUAAUAUAAUUCAGAAGGAUUCUGUGCCUGUUUGUCCCGUCGAUGCAUCUGGCUGCUUCACAGCAGAGGUGGCUGACUUUGCUGGACAGUAUGUAAAGGAUGCAGAUAAGAACAUCAUUAAAGUACUGAAAGAGAAAGGCAGACUGGUUCACAGCAGUAGUUUUAAGCACAGCUAUCCUUUCUGCUGGAGGUCUGAUACUCCACUGAUAUACAAAGCUGUGCCAAGCUGGUUUGUAAGAGUGGAACACAUGGUGGAGAAACUGCUGGAAUGUAAUGCCCAAUGCUACUGGGUUCCAGAUUUUGUGCGGGAGAAGCGUUUUGGGAACUGGCUGAAGGAUGCACGAGACUGGGCUAUAUCUAGGAACCGGUACUGGGGAACACCCAUCCCUUUGUGGGUCAGUGAUGAUUUGGAAGAGGUAGUCUGCAUUGGUUCAAUGGCAGAAUUGGAGGAACUGUCUGGAGUGAAAGUCACUGAUCUCCAUCGAGAAAGUAUUGAUCAUAUAACCAUCCCUUCACGCUGUGGCAAGGGCUUGCUGCACCGAGUCCCUGAAGUUUUUGAUUGCUGGUUUGAGAGUGGAAGCAUGCCUUAUGCACAGGUCCAUUAUCCAUUUGAAAACAGAAAAGAACUUGAAGAUGCUUUCCCUGCUGACUUCAUUGCUGAAGGCAUCGACCAGACCCGAGGAUGGUUCUAUACUUUGCUGGUGCUGUCCACUGCUCUUUUUGGAAGGCCUCCUUUUAAGAAUGUAAUUGUGAAUGGCCUUGUUCUUGCCAGUGAUGGACAAAAAAUGAGCAAGAGAAAGAAGAAUUAUCCUGAUCCAAUGAAUAUUGUAAAUAGUUAUGGAGCUGAUGCACUAAGGUUGUACUUGAUCAAUUCUCCUGUGGUAAGAGCAGAAAAUCUGAGAUUUAAGGAAGAAGGAGUGAGGGAUAUACUGAAGGAUGUUUUCCUGCCCUGGUACAAUGCAUAUCGCUUCCUGGUGCAGAAUGUUCAGAUCCUGCAGCAUAAGGAUGAGGGAAGAGAAUUCCUUUACAAUGAGAACACAGUUAAGGAGAGCAAUAACAUCAUGGAUAAAUGGAUUCUUUCUUUCACCCAAUCACUCAUUCAGUUCUUCAAAGCUGAAAUGGCAGCUUACAGGCUGUACACUGUAGUCCCUCGACUGGUGAAGUUUGUUGAUAUUCUGACCAACUGGUAUGUUAGAAUGAAUCGCAGAAGACUGAAGGGUGAGAACGGGACUGAAGACUGCAUUAUGGCCUUGGAAACCUUGUUUAGUGUGCUGUUCUCCAUGUGCAGACUUAUGGCACCCUAUACUCCAUUUAUCACUGAGCUGAUGUACCAGAAUCUGAAGACACUUAUUGAUCCAGCCUCAGUUCAGGAAAAGAAUACUGAAAGCAUCCACUACCUCAUGCUUCCCCAAGUGAGGGAGGAUCUCAUCGACAAAAAAAUUGAAAGUGCCGUUUCUUGUUUGCAGUCUGUUAUUGAGCUUGGACGAGUAAUCAGAGACAGAAAAACUAUUCCAGUCAAGUAUCCCUUGAAAGAAGUAGUUGUUAUCCAUCAGGAUCCAGAGGCUUUAGAAAACAUCAGAUCUUUAGAGAAGUAUGUACUUGAGGAACUUAAUGUCCGCCAGGUGACCCUGUCUACUAACAAAGAUAAGUACGGAGUGCGGCUGAGGGCAGAACCGGAUCACAUGGUGCUCGGGAAGCGUUUGAAGGGUGCGUUUAAGCCUGUCAUGGCUGCAAUCAAAGAGCUGAAGAGUGAGCAGCUGGAGAAAUUCCAGGAGACAGGCACUAUCGUUGUAGAAGGACAUGAACUCCAUGGGGAUGAUCUCCGUCUCAUGUAUACCUUUGAUCAAGUUGCAGGAGGAUCUACUCAGUUUGAGGCACAUUCUGAUGCUCAGGUUUUAGUUUUGCUGGAUGUUACCCCAGACCAGUCCAUGUUGGAUGAAGGAGUUGCCCGAGAAGUGAUCAAUCGCAUCCAGAAGCUACGCAAAAAGCGAAAUCUGGUUCCUACAGAUGAGAUCACAGUGUACUACAGAUCCCAUCCAGAAGGUGACUACCUGGAUACUGUUAUCAAGGAACAUAUGGAUUUCAUUUUUGCCACAAUAAAGGCUGCCCUGAAGCCUUACCCAGUGCCUACCUCAAAAGAAGUUCUCAUCCAGGAAACAGCCCAACUGAAGGGAUCAGAGCUAGAAAUUACACUCGUCAGAGGUGGUUUGCAUCAGUGUGUUGGUCCAGCCUGUGCCUACGUCAACCUCAAAGUUUGUGUUAAUGGGACAGAGCAAGACGGAGUGUUACUGCUGGAAAAUCCAAAAGGAGAUAACACCUUGAACUUCACUGGACUGCUAGAUGCUGUCUCCUGCAUUUUUGGUCUGAAAAAAUCACAACUGACAGUUUUUAAUGGAAAAACAGAGCUGAUAAACAAAACUGACUUGCUUAGUCUCAGCGGAAAGACUCUCCAUGUAACAACAGGGUCAGCACCUGCUCUGAUCAGCUCUCCUGAUGCUCUGCUUUGCCAGUAUAUCAACUUGCAGCUAAUGAAUGCAAAACCACAAGAAUGUCAGAAGGGAACUGUGGGAACUCUUCUGAUGGAAAAUCCUGUUGGUAAAAAUGGAUUAACAUACCAAGGUCUUCUACAUGAAACAGCAAAGGUUUUUGGGCUCAGAAGCAGGAGGCUAAAACUGUUCCUGGACGAAAUGCAGACUCAAGAAAUCACAAAGGACAUCUCCAUGAAGAACUUGAACAUGAAGACUGUGUUUGUUUGUGUUAUACCCACCACAGCUGAAUGUUGAGAAUUCCAUUUUUAUGAAAAAGACCAUUUAGACUCUCUUCCACCAAAAAUAAAAUCAAAUUAAAUUAGUCUGCUUUUAGAUGAGCAUCCAGGUUGUGUAUGGCACUCUUUAACAUCUGGGAUUGCACACAGGAUGUUUUCUACCAGUGCAUGUCUAAUAUGCUGCUCUUUUGGUUUCAAAUACAAUGUAUUUUCAUCAUGUUACGAAACUGUAAAAGCUGUUCAGAAAAGUGUCAGAACUCCUUAACUUUAGAUAUCUAUGCAGAAAAUGCCUGAAAGAAAUGGGACUAGUACCUCAGUGAUGCUGUUCUCUGCCUGUCCUUUUUGCAGAAGGCAUCCUUGAUUUUCUAACACGUGGAUUCCCUACAAGGCUCUGUGACAUACAUACCAGUAGUUGUGGAACUUACCUAAGGGUUAUCCAGGUUUGUUCAUUCGUACUAGUUGGAUUUACAUGAAGUGUGUGGCUGUUGAUUUUACUGCCCCUCUCUAUUUCAACACUUGGAACAAUAAAUUUGCUUUGUCUCCAGACUCUUGUUUCCCUGAGUUCAGAGUACUUUGCUUCCUUACAUUUGCUGAAGAAGAAGAUGGUUAGAAAACUGUAGGUGAGGAUGACCUAGAUACACUUGGAACCUGGCAAGGGCCAUACUGAAUCUGGAUUGUGAUGCUGACAGGUUUGGGGGAUUUUCUUUGGUUGGGGUUUUGAGGGAGGGAUGUUUUGCUUUUGGUUUCACAUUUAAAAGCAGGUUUAACUUGAAAUUAGUUGUUGGAUUAUUUUUAGUUUUUAUAGCAGCUGUUAUAACUUGCCAAAUGUAGUGUUAAUUUGUAUGUCUGUGGGCAAGUGGAAUAACAGGCAACCGUUUCAGUUUGAGGAUGGGUUUUGACUAGUUAACUCAAAUGAGGAACUGAAGCACACUUCAGUUUCAGUUUCAUUUCAAGGUGCCUGCAGCUGCCUUUACUGCUGUGCCUUCAGGAGGUUCAUGAGAAGAGGUUAUGUGCACUGCAAGACAGAACAUAGGCAGAGUACCACUGUGUAAGAAUAACGAGGUCUUUUUCAGCAUGGCUCUCCAUUGCUCUAGGUUUUCAUCUUUUCAGCACGAAUAGAAGCCAAAGCUUUUUUGUGAUGACACUGUAUUAGUGGGAAUGUCUAUAAAUAAAUGUUCUGUGUAACUGCUGUGCUCCAGUGGACCAGACCAAAAUUGUAAGUAGUCAUUUGAAGUAAAUCAAAUCUCUGGCAUUCAGCUUACAUAAAAUUAUUUUUAUCAGUAUUAAAAAUGUCAGUGCCUGAACCUACUGAAUCACUGCCCUGCUCAGUUUAAUGGAUAUUGGACAUUGCCCUCUGGCUUCCCCUGUAAGUCAACUUGCUUAUCUUUAUCUUGAUGUAGUGACAUGGAAAACAGAUUGGUAUUAAGUUGGGUUUGGGUUUUUUUCACAUGAAAAACGUCCAGAUUAUGUCUCUGUGAAAGUAAGAGUGCUGUUCCUAAGCUGAAUAACUUGGCUUUAUUAUUUCUGGAGAAUAAAUGAGGAUGGCAAACGA